AUGAACGCGAGAGGUCGCCGCAGCCGAGGCGGACGGUCCAAAUCCACAACCUCCGAUCGUCGCGACCACAGUCCGGAUCAUGGCCAUCAGGGAUGGAAGUCUGAGGACAUCGAGUCAAAGCUGGCCCCGGGCGCAGUUAUGUACACAACUGACGUGGCUCGUCAAGUCGGCGCUGUCGGAGACGACACCGAUAGCUCACCUGAAUGGGACUGGGAGGGACAUGGGAGGGCGAUGGCAUCAAAGACUGAAGAACCGCCCAUAUCUCGCAGUCAGCGGCAGGAAAUGGGGGCACGCCAAGAUGAUGCUCACCCAGCUCACCUUUCCACCGAAGAGCGCAACGACAAUAGAGACGUUGUAGCGUCAAUGGUGGCUGCACGUCUACGCCGCCAGAAUCAGGGCGCCAGAGGUGAAGACGCCCCAGGGAGUGCAAGGUCGUCCCAAAACGAAGCCCCAUUCCAACUUCAGGGGGAUGACGAAAUUGCAGAAGCCCCGCUGGCGUUUUCUAUGUUCGCUUCUGGCGGCUCCUACGACGAUAGCGACGACGACGGCUACGACAACGACGACGACGACAACGACAACGACAACGACAACGACAACGACGACAACAACAACAACGACAACGACGACAACGACGACAUGAACCCCAAAGGUGACCCUUCGACCAGCGCAAAUGAAACCCACCAGCUUCAGGACUAUUGGACAGGCCGGGCUGAUUACGGCGAACCGGCGCCGUCUCCAUCCGGAGAUGCUGAUAUGUCGACAAUUUUUGGUUCCACUCCAUCAACGCCCGUAUUACGUCGAGAACGGCAAGCCGAGGUUGCUGAGAAUGUUCUAGAAAGUAAGCAUGCCAAGUCGCCUUCAACAACGUACCCCCAGAUACAGUCGUUGGCGGUCUGGGCAUGUUGA
This is a messenger RNA of Coniophora puteana RWD-64-598 SS2, 906 nucleotides long. RefSeq lists its product as uncharacterized. The transcript is spliced from 5 exons. NCBI's taxonomy places the organism in Eukaryota, Fungi, Basidiomycota, Agaricomycetes, Boletales, Coniophoraceae. Bases 1 to 906 code for a protein of 301 amino acids. The record is from RefSeq and is a predicted model, not a curated record.